AUGGAGUAUUCGAAAGAUCCCACGCAGGCCGCACAGGUCGAGAAGCAAGCGGAAGUCGAGCUCGACGCUGAACAAUGGGAGGAUCCCAGAGUCAAGAAGAUCAAGCGGAAAGUCGACCUCAGGCUGAGCGCUAUUCUGGCGCUGAUGUACAUCGUGAACCAGAUUGACAGGACUAAUCUGCCGAAUGCUGUGAUUGCCGGCCUCGACGACGAUCUCAAUCUUGUCGGAAACAGAUACUCGAUUAUCGUCCUCGUCUUUUUCCCUUUCUACGUCCUCUUUAAUCCGGUGGCGACUGUCCUCGCAAGGAAGCUCGGUCCUCGUCCAUUCCUGGCUGGCAUCACUCUCGCCUUUGGGCUGGUCGUCAUUGGAUUUGGACUGGCGAAGAACUGGACGACUCUGAUCGGGCUCCGAAUCCUACUGGGCACAUUCGAAUCGUGUUUCUUCCCGUCUGCCCUGUUCUUGGUCCAGAUGUGGUACAUCAGACGAGAGGUCGCCAAACGCAACGCCUUCUUCUAUCUCGUGGGAAACAGCGUCGGUGGUUUCGGUGGCGUCCUGGCCUACGGCCUGCAGCAAAUGGAUGGAAUCCAAGGCCAUGCUGGCUGGUCCUGGAUCUUCAUCUGGGAAGGCAUCAUCACGAUCAUCAUCGCCAUCCUCGGAUACAUCUUCCUCGUCGACUUCCCCGAAGACGCCACAAAGACCAAAUUCUUCCUGAAGGAAGAUGAGAUCCAGAUCAUGAUCGAUCGAGUCGAGCGGGAUCGAGCGGACGCUCAUGUCACGCCUUUUCAUAUCUGGACGUAUCUGGCCCAGGCGAAGGAUUGGAAAGUUUGGUUCUUUGCUGCGAAUUUUGGCUUAUCUGCGGUUGUGACGUACUCCGUUUCAUACUUCCUGCCCAUCAUCUUGCGGGAGUCGCUCGGCUUCUCAGUCGUUCAAGCUCAAUGUCUGACUGCUCCAUGCUACGCCUUCAGCUUCCUACUCGGCAUGGUCGAAGCCUGGAUCUCCGACAAAUUCAACAUCCGGGGGCACAUCAUCGUCUUCAACUGCAUCCUGGAGAUCAUCGGCGUGGCAGUUCUAGGCUACGUGCGCGAACCCUACGGCCGCUACGUCGGCGCAUAUCUAAUCACCGCCGGGUCGAACUCAAACGUAUGUGCGUCGAUGACAUAUCAAGCCAACAACGUCGUCGGCCAAUGGCGGAGGGCGUUUACGUCUGCCACUAUCGUCGCUAUGGGUGGCGUUGGUGGCGUCGUUGGAUCGCUCGCCUUUCGACAUCAGGAUGCUCCCAGCUAUCGACCUGGUCUUUAUACGUGCUUCACUGCGGCGGCUCUCACGAUUGUUAGUGUUGCGACGACGAGUGUGUAUAUGUUUGUGAAGAAUAAGCAGCAGGCGAAAGGCAAGAUUGUUAUUGAAGGCGUUCCGGGGUUUCGAUAUACACUAUAG
Molecule: messenger RNA, 1434 nt
Organism: Zasmidium cellare ATCC 36951
Lineage: Eukaryota; Fungi; Ascomycota; Dothideomycetes; Mycosphaerellales; Mycosphaerellaceae
Exons: 7
Coding region: 1-1434 (477 amino acids)
Biological process (GO): transmembrane transport
Cellular component (GO): membrane
Molecular function (GO): transmembrane transporter activity
Source: RefSeq, a predicted model, not a curated record